CGUCUGUUGUCACCGGGAAGGGGAGGGGGGGAGAAGGAACAGGCUUCAUCAGUCAGCGCGCGCAGUUGGGCGAGCGGUAGUAGCGCGUGCGGGAGGCGUUUGGCCUCUCCCAUCCCACCCCCACCCCCUCAAUCCUCGGCCGCGCGCGCUGUGCAGAAGGCGCUCUGUCCUCCCCUCAGCCCGCUCCCGGCCAUGGCCGCCGGCGAAGGGAGCGAAGAAGAGGUGCGAGUGCUGCAGACCCUCCGCGGGAAGAUUUGUCAAGCCAAAAACUUAGUGCCAUACUCUGGACAAAACAAGAUGAGAGACUGCUUUUGUACAAUCAAUUUGGAUCAAGAAGAGGUUUUUCGCACUCAGGUAGUAGAGAAAUGUUUAAGCCCAUUUUUUGGAGAAGAGUUCUACUUUGAAAUACCAAGGACAUUCCAGUGUUUAUCAUUUUAUAUUUAUGAGAAAAGUGUUUUACAGAGGGAUCUGCGUAUAGGCAAAGUAGCUAUCAAAAAAGAAGAUUUGAGCAAAUACUCUGGCAAGGAAACAUGGUUUAUGCUUCAGCCUGUUGAUUCUAAUUCAGAGGUUCAGGGAAAAGUUCACCUCGAAUUAAAACUGAAUGAGUUGAUUACAGAUAAUGGAUCAGUCUGCCAGCAGCUAGUAGUACACUUGAAGGAAUGUCAUGGACUUCCUCUUAUUAAUGGACAAAAUUGUGAUCCUUAUGCUACAGUGUCUGUUGUGGGUCCUUCAAGGAAUGACCAAAAGAAGACAAAAGUAAAGAAGAAAACAAGCAAUCCACAAUUUAAUGAAACAUUUUAUUUUGAGGUAACAAGGUCCAGUAGUUACACCAAAAAAUCACAGUUUCAGGUGGAAGAAGAAGAUAUUGAGAAGCUGGAAGUCAGGAUUGAUUUAUGGAACAAUGGUAACUUGGUACAAGACCUUUUCCUAGGAGAAAUCAAGAUUCCUGUCAAGGUGUUAGGAAGUGAUUCCUUCCAAGCAUGGUACCUUCUACAGCCAAGAGACAAUGGAAAUAAGUCGUCCAAAACGGAUGAUCAUGGAUCACUUAGACUGAAUAUAUGUUAUGCUGAAGACUAUGUGCUUCCAUCACAGUACUAUGCUUCCCUCAGAAACUUGCUGCUAAAGUCAUCAGAAGUUGAGCCUAUUUCUGCUUCUUCUGCUUACAUUUUGGCUGAAGUAUGUCGAGAUAAAUAUGAUGCCAUUUUGCCUCUUGUGAGGUUGUUGAUACAUCAUCAUAAACUAGUACAAUUUAUCACUGCAGUGGCAGAGUUAGAAUUGACGGAUACCCAGGAAGCAAAUACAAUCUUCAGAGGGAAUUCUUUAGCUACUCGAUGCCUAGAUGAAAUGAUGAAAAUAGUGGGAAAGCACUACCUGAAAGUUACAUUAAAACCAAUUCUUGAUGAGAUAUGCGAUAAUCCCAAACCUUGCGAAAUUGAUCCUUUGAAACUGAAAGAAGCUGAUAAUGUUGAAAUACACCAGGAAAAUCUGCGCUUCUAUGUUGACAAAGUAUUCAGUACAGUUGUACAGUCAAGUAUAAGUUGCCCUAAAUUAAUGUGUGAUGUGUUCUGUUCUCUGAGGCGCUUGGCUGCUGAAAGAUUUUCUAAUGACCCUCAUGUACAAUAUUCUGCAGUGAGCAGCUUUAUAUUUCUUCGUUUCUUUGCUGUAGCUGUAGUAUCGCCUCAUACUUUCCAUUUACGACCUCAUCAUCCCGAUGCACAGACAUCUAGAACAUUAACCCUUAUAUCAAAAGCCAUUCAGACACUGGGGAGCUGGGGAAGUUUGUCCAAAAGCAAGCUAUCAAGCUUCAAGGAAACAUUUAUGUGUGAAUUUUUCAAAAUGUUUCAGGAAGAGGCAUAUAUUGAAGCUGUCAAAAAGUUUUUAGAUGAGGUAUCAUCUACUGAAACUAAAGAGCCAAGUGUCAUGAGCGAGUCGAUUCAUCUAAAAGAAGGGGAAAUGUAUAAAAGAGCACAAGGAAGAACACGUAUUGGGAAAAAGAAUUUCAAAAAGCGUUGGUUCUGUUUGACAGAUAGAGAGCUCACUUAUCAUAAGCAACAAGAUAAAGAUCCUAUUUACACCAUUCCAAUCAAAAACAUCCUUGCAGUGGAAAAGCUUGAUGAGAAUGCCUUUAACAGGAAAAACAUGUUUCAAGUGAUACAUGCUGAAAAGCCACUCUACGUGCAAGCAAAUAAUUGCGUGGAGGCUAGUGAGUGGAUAGAAGCUCUCUGUAGGAAGAGCAGAUACAACGAAAGCAGACUGAGUGUUUAUCAUCCAUCUGCUUUUUUGAAUGGAAACUGGCUUUGCUGUAAGGCUACAUCAGAGAACUCAGAAGGUUGCACACCAUGCACUGUGGGUGUGCCUAAUGACAUCCAAAUAGAGAUUGAUGGGGAUCGAGAAGCGGAGAGAAUCUACUCCCUUUUUGCUAUCAACAUGCCAAAGCUGCAGAAGAUGGAAGAGGCUUGUGAAAGUAUAGCAGUCUAUCAAGGUCCGCGGAAGGAACCGGAUGACUAUUCUAAUUUCAAAAUUGAGGACUCAGUGGCAACUUUUCAAACACUUAAGCAAAUAAUAUCUGUUGUAGAAAAGUUGGAUGAGCAUCAUGACAGACAUGGGAAGAAAAGAUCAUCUAGUGCUAAAUAUGGCAGUGAAGAAAAUCCAAUUGUUGGGAAAAUUUCUUAACCAAAGACACACUGCAGCAAAUGGAUUUCGAAGAAACUGGAGUAGUUUUCACUUUUUAAAAAUCCUGAUUGUAUGCUGAUUCAGAGUAUUUAAGAAUGUACAUUGCCUGGAUAUUAGCUGUGUACAGACAAUAUAUUUAUUAUUUAAUAGGGAAAAGACUUUCUUGGGAAUCUGAUUGUUUUGCAGGGUGAGGAACAUCAGUUCCAUUUCGCUUAAAGAACUAAAAGUGCCAGAAGAUGAAAGUAAACAAAUUUUCUAGCGCUGGAAGGAACUACUAAAGGAAUAAGCUUUCUAAGGGAGAAAAUUAACUACCACUGCAGAAGGGACUUUGGGUGUGCCAAGAUAAUAAUCAAUUUCAUUUAUGAACCAUCGGUACCUAUUCUGUGGACAGUGAGUCUUGGCAAAAGAAAUCCCAACAGGUAACAAAAGGAAUUGAAGCUUUAUAUACAGCGCACGGCCACUUUUAAAAUGGUCCUUUCUUAAUCCACAAUAGACAUUUGUAAAGAAACAAAGUGGUACUUUUUAAAUGUGCAUUCAUAAUUAGCAAUGUUAUGUUAUUUAAGUGAUAUUACUGAAGCAGGACAAGUCAGGGAGUCUAUGCAUCUUGUUUACAAUUGGAGUGAGCAGUGAAUGGAGUGACAUGGGACCACUGUCUGAAUUUUGUUUUUCUUUUUAAAUAGCCAAUUACUAGUACUUUAUUUAGCAAUCAGGGCUUUUUUGGAAGUACUGUGUAAGAACUUCGUGCUGUUGGGAAACUAUUAUGGGUGCAUACCAAGCAACAUCGACCUGCCAAUCAAAACAAUCGCCCUAAAGAUAGGUAUUACACAUUGGAAAUAUGUCACAUCCAAUUGCAACUAGUUGAUUUCGAAAACCACUCCAAGCACUUUAAAUAUCUGGAUUGCCCCCAGAUUAUAUUUAAAGAUACUUUUUAGUAUCUAAUCAUUAUGAUCAGUUGAAUGAUCACUAUUGUGGCUUAAAACAAUGCUUUUGUGAACAUUUUUAUAUCUAGUUUUUUACUUGCCAGGUGAAGUUUUGGACUCAGAUUUGCAUUUAGAAACUCUUAAUCUUGCCUUCUUGAUAUAUUUUUAAUCAUAGGCUGAUAAAAAUGUAUGUAAUGAACAGAAACAUGGUAUCCAACAUAGGCUGGACCCAUUGACAUCAAUACACUUAACUCCAUUGAUUUCAGUGGGUCUGCUCUAAGUAUGACUAAUGCUUGAUAUCACCCCAGGCUUCCUUUCAUCAGUAUUAUUGAAUGUGGUACUAGGAAACCUCAUAUUGGGAGCAAUUUUCUGAGCACUGUAAAAAUUGAUAUAUUGCCACAUAUUUGUAUAUUGUUGUUCUAGUUUACUUUUCUACACUUGUUUUUCUUCUUUUUGGCUGCUAUUUGCCACUGUUGUGGUUAAUAAUUGUUUUAAUUGAUAGAAAUUGGGAAGAAUGGAUACAAGCUGCUUAAAAUACUACAUGAAUUACUAACAGUAUGGCAUUGCCUAAGAAAAAAUUCAAAGAUCUUGCUGUAGGAUUCAACAGCCAGAUUACAAGGCUUUCUGCACCAGCAAAUAAAUGCUUAUAAUCUACUCAGCUACUUUAGGCAUGCUCAAAAGGGUUGCAUGCAGCCAGUGGGAGUCAUUUUGGAACAGCCGAUACCCAUGCCUUAUCACUAACUGCUUUGGAUAGGUCUUUUGAGUUUCAGAAAUAGUUUGCCAUAAACAUGGGGGCUAUUGUUGAAGUCUUCUGGGCCCAUGGGCUUAGCUGUGUAGUACUUAGUGGAUUAGCAGAAUGAAUGGCACAGAAGUUAUGUAAGAAGAACACUAGAGGUACAAACAGAUCUAAGAAAAUUACAACUGAAUCAACAAUUGGGAGGUAUAAAGCUAAUUUAUAUAAGUAUUUCAAGUGCAGUGACUCCUGAAUCAGAGGUGUUCUCCUUUCUAUGUUCUGCAUUCAGCAAUGGACAAAGCCAGAAGUACUGAUGGAAAUUAUUUCCUCUAGAUAAGGCUCUCCAUCAGAAUACCCUGUUCAGGCCUGCGUAUUCUACAAUCUACUAUUGUCUGAUAACAUUUUUAAAAAAUUGUACAAGGCACAUUUGUCCACCCUAGGUUUAAACAAAAAUAUUGAACUAAAAUAUUGGAGAUGUGAUUGUGCAUUGCAAUUUGUUUGUCCGGGGACUUGUUUCAGUGGGUUUUACUGUUUUUGAUAGGGAAAUAUGCAAAUGCUAUUAAUUCAAUCAUUGUUUCAUCACCUGGGUGAAAGCUACAUACUAUAUCAGUUGUAGUAGUGGGAUCAUGUCAUAUGUCACUCUUUUAAUCUUUAUUUAAUUCAAUUGGUGAAAAAUAAAGAUGCAAAUAAAUGCAAAUAGUACAAUCAAUACAAAAUAAUAGUUAUAUUUAUAUUAGUUCUUAAUCAUGUACAUAGUUUUAAACAGUGGCCUAAUUUGCUCAUCAAGGUAAGUCAUUGCUUAUCAUUCCAACUUUACCACUCCUGUAGCAUGAGGGAAAAUGAGCCACAAUCCCUGAUCUGAUUUAAAAGUAUAUCCAAAUCAAAAUUGCUGUUUGUUGUGCUGAAACAAACUGCAGUUGAUAAGCCAAGAACUUUGAGUUUACAUCAUUGUUUGCUUGAAGCAAAAUAAGCCACAAUUUCUGGUUUGGAUAUAACACUAAAUUGGGGAUUAUGGUUUGUUCCUCCAAGGGAAGGACUGAAGUGGGGGUGUUCUGCAUUUUCAUGGUGAGCCAUUGACUAUGCUUUCCCUUGAAAUCUGAGCACUUAAGGUGUCCUGAGACAAUCUUUCAUCUCAAUAAUGAAUUAAUAAAGUUAUUCACAAGUAGUUGAAUAGCAUUGGCAGUGCAGUACAGCCAACAGCUUUUACUUAACGAUAACACUCCCUGUUUUACAUAUGUGCUUUUAGAUAUGAUAUAUACAUUAUAUAAAAUCAUGUUGUGAUAUCUGAAUAUGACCAUGAGAACCCGUACCAAAGAAGUAAUAGACAAUAUGGGAAGGAUGUGCAACCAACAAUUUUAAUAUUCAUACUUGUAAAUACCGUGCACAGUGAAGUUUGCCUUUUCAUUAAUACAGUCUAAUGUAUUACAGGAAUAGUACAAAAUAUUACUUUAUUUUUGAAAUAAUUCAGCUCAGCCACAGGGUUAUCUUACAAAUCAUGAGGUUGGUAAAUAUGCCCGUACAACCCAAAACCAUGGACCUGCUGAUCUAUAUUUUAUUCUGAAUUACAGUCUUAAGACUAGUACCCGACUCUAUUCUUAUAUUGCCUUAUUUUUAACAGUUUCCCUCACCCCACUCUGUUUACAACAGAAUAUGGUAUACCUCAGUUCACAUCCAAAAAAGAUGUGUUAUAGGAAAAGUUACAUUUUAAUUUUAAAAGUAGAUAUAUAAAUCAAAAUCGUGUUAAAUAUUCAACCCACAUUAGCAGUUUGUAUGUAAUAAUUUAAACUGGUAUUUUUUUUCUUUUGUAGAGGGGGAAAUGCUCUGUUUGGAGAAACCCAGUUCCUUUAGCUGCACUAGGGAGUUCCCAAUAGUGUAGCCAGAUGCUCCCUGUCAGAAUCAAUCAGCUGAGUGGCACUGAUGGGGAGCCCCACUUGCAAAACAACAAUUGGGAGCUCACUUUAAGCAGUUUCAUCCAUACCUUCCCCACUCCUGUUGUCACAUAUGUCAGCUGUGAGACAAGUGGGCAUGAUUUGUGGGGAACUGCCUUGCAGGCCUAAUUAGGCUCACAAGCAGGGAGUUCUCCAUCCCUGGAGCUGGAGUACACCUGAAUGAUGAUUUGAAGUAACCUGCAGUGGCCAUCCCUAGAACAUAAGCAAAUUGGCAUGGUGUUCUUUUUGAGGUUUGAGUGUUAAAAAUGUUAACUUAAAGGUAUUGUGCCUUCAAUUUUUGUUGAUAGGCAAAGUAACUUUAAAAUGUAUUAUGCACUUGUAUUCAUUACAAAUAGUGAUACUGUCUGUAACUUUUCAUGGAGUCAAGAUGCUUUACUUGGUUAGGAGAUUGCAAGAUGAUUAUUUGAUUCAUCAAAAAAAAUAAAAUAUGAGUAAGGUCUCUUAAAACAGGCAAAGUAAUAAACCACCUUAAAAGACCAGUGUUCCUGACCUACUGUUAAGUGAUUUUGCUGUUUGAUGUUCCUAAGCUACAUUCUUAGUAUUCAAGAAUCUUGCUGAGAUUUGACAUUGGUAUCAUGCAUCACUUUUGGAUCCCUUUACAUAUCACACAAAUGUGACCUACAACAAAAUGUUUCAGGGUGAAGUGCUUCAAUUCAUCAUUCCAGCUACUGCAUUCCAUCUCCUCUUCCUGGUUUUUCAUUUCCCACUUGGUUAGACAGCCGACAUUUCCUGCUCACAUAGCAUAUUGGGCUAUUUGGUGGGAGGAGGGGUCUUCCGUUUUGAUGUUUUCCCUCUUCUUAGGGGGGUGAGGUGGCCACACUCAGCUACCUUACAAUCUUGGAUUUUCCCAUUGAUUUGCAUGUGUAGUUCGCACUUCAUCACUGGGACAUUUUAAUCAUAGCUUCUCCAUGUGAACCUCAAAAUUACUUAUCCUGACAAUCUCAACCUUAUAUUUCUGUCUUCUUCCAUCAUCUUUUACUAAUUCUUACUCUGUUCUUGCUUUCACACAAAUCUCCCCCCUCUUCCUGGGGGCACUAAGCAUAUUCAGUCUUCAUUGGACUGUUUCAGUGAAUCUUGUGCAUUACUUUUGCUAACUUUUUUGUAAUCUGCAAACUUCGGAGUUCCCAUGAAUCUACUGAUACCUCCCUCUUCUGCCGGUGCCAUUUUGGCUGCAUGAGCAGUGGCAUCUAUGCUGAGCAUCUGAAAAUAUAGGGGAUGGUGGACUUAAACAAUCAUCUGGGGCUUUUCAGUAUAUUGAUACUCAGUCAAGAUGAUUGAAUUACAGUGUUAACUUGUUGCAUCAUCACUGUGUCAUUCUAUUUUGGCAUUUGAUGAAGCCAUUUACCCUGGUAAACGUGUUGGUCUAUAAGGUACUUCAAACUUUUUGUAUUGCUUCUGUUAAUCAUUUUGGUUCCUGUUCACAUUAUUUCUAAAUAAUUCGCUCCUUUUUAUUUUUUGAACUGUAUGCCCUGAUUGCACCAGAACCAUGUCAAUGCAUAAUAUUUAUUAUUGAGGGUCAUUACUCUGCAAACAGUUCUGUUGAAAGGAUGUAAUCUUAAAUUGGGAUAGUUAAUAUUAAGAAAACGGGGGUCACCUAUUAAUCAGUUCUGUCUGUAUAUCAUAUCUUCACGAAGUAAGAUUUGAGUAACUUUGUUUCUGCCUUAUUCUAAAAGAGCACAAUUAAUUUCUGAUCCUUGUGCAAGCAUAGUUCUGUGGAUGUAGAGGUUCAGAAUAGUGCUUAAUAAAGCCUCCAUUCCCCUGCCUCAUUGACCUUUUACUAUACAUAGAUAGCAGCAAACCGCCCACUGUUUACCAGGAAUGGCUAGUACACAUCUCCCAUAUUAGUAAUUUAUCUAUUCAGUUGCUGUUGCUAGAGUUGUACUGGAUUGCUGUGCAGAAGGAACACAUUGACCUGAUGCUGUGAGUCAUGCCUGGCAUUCUGUGUAUUCAUCAAAACAUGGAGAUGGACAGAGGGCUCUCAAGCAAAUAAAGCUCAUCAUCCUCCAAAUUACAUCUAUACCAAAUUAAACCUGAGCUCUUCAAAACUAUUAUGGGGAAUAAAUGCACUUUCAAAAGUUAAGGUACAACAUUGCGUAAAGUACAAGGCAGUUAAUAAUAAAGCAGCACUGAAAAAUAUUUCAUGUUCCAAUGAAGCAGUAUCGAUGUUUUCAGCAUGUGGCCAAGUGCCAAAGAUCUUCCUAGCCCUGUCCAUGCAAUUCUUUUUGUCAGUGUUAUAUUUCAAAUACAGUAGAUAACCCAGAAUUAAGUUUUGUAUGAACUAGGUAGUAAAUAUUGAAAAGGGUUUCUGUUUGGAUUAGCCUAGAGAUUUUUUUUAAAAAAGACUGCUUGCUUAAUUAGCUGUGGUUGACAUGUAUAUUUUGCGGUGUAUUUUUAAUUUGUCAAGAUGAUAUGUUGAAUGUAUUUUUAUUUAAAGUUUAUUUUCUUAACACAAGUAUUAAAGUUUGAAACUUG
Podarcis muralis (Common wall lizard) is the source of this 8747-nucleotide messenger RNA. It is a transcript of the gene RASA2, whose product is annotated as RAS p21 protein activator 2. The record is from RefSeq and is a predicted model, not a curated record. NCBI's taxonomy places the organism in Eukaryota, Metazoa, Chordata, Lepidosauria, Squamata, Lacertidae. Gene Ontology annotation, biological process: regulation of GTPase activity; intracellular signal transduction.